AUGCCACCAAAUCUCCGUCAACAAUUUGCUCAAAUUGUACAUGAAUUUAAAGCUUUUAACAACGGAUACGAUGAAGAUGAAGUAGCAGAUGAAUUUGGGGAAGAAAAAACAUUUUUCCCCUCAUAUAAUACGCCUGCAACAGUAUUUCCUACUAAUGAAUUUCACAACUAUUGUGUCGUUCAUUUAAUUGUUGUGGAUAUGCCCACAGGUGAAGACAUUCUCAGUGGUGACUUCAUCGAAGUCUGUAUCAAUACAGAAUUGGGAGAAGAUGAGUUGCACAAAUUCUCCAACGUCGAACAUAUAUUCAAACCAGCACACCAACUCUUUAUCGAAACUGAAAUAACACUCACACAAAAUAUGUCCAUCUCAUUUAAAUCCAAAUCAGGACGUCCAUACAGAAUUUGGAUGAACUACGUCCUCCUCCACUACGCCGACGAUGACGAAGAAGAGGAAGAGGAGGAAGAAGAAGAGUCCUCCGAAUUCACACCAGAAGACUAA
Molecule: messenger RNA, 498 nt
Organism: Trichomonas vaginalis G3
Lineage: Eukaryota; Parabasalia; Trichomonadida; Trichomonadidae
Exons: 1
Coding region: 1-498 (165 amino acids)
Source: RefSeq, a predicted model, not a curated record